UUUGCUCACUGAUUCCACAUAAAGAACUUCAGCUUUCUCUGGAAACUUGGAGCUCUUUGGAAGCCAAGCUUUCCACAAUGAAGAGCUUUCUUGCUUUCCUUCUUGCAAUGAGCAGCAUUGUGACCCUGGGGGAUGCAGCCUGCUUUACUGCAAUUCGAACGUCAGAGUGGCCAUACAGAGGGUGUAUGAUGAAUGGAAAACUGUAUCCCUUUGGAGACAUUGAGAGGACAGAAUUUUGCUACAGGUGCCACUGCAACAGAACUUGGAUACGAUGCUGUUCCCUCUUUCUUCGUCCUGUUCGUUAUGACGAGAGGGAAUGCAAAGCCAUUUUCAAUAAAACAAGCUGUGGCUAUGAUGUGGUGCAGAAGGACGACCCCUCCAAGGUGUGUUCUGCCUUUGGUCAUGUGGGCUAACCCCUGCUGCAAACCUCUCUGCACUGUGGAACUCCUCUCCUUCCCGCUGAUGAUUUUCCGUCACAGAGAAGCAUGAAGACAUGAGAAAAUCUCAUAAAAGAGAGCACUUCAGUGGCU
Messenger RNA from Catharus ustulatus (Swainson's thrush), 530 nucleotides. Its product is annotated as beta-microseminoprotein-like. The record is from RefSeq and is a predicted model, not a curated record. Lineage: Eukaryota; Metazoa; Chordata; Aves; Passeriformes; Turdidae. The transcript is spliced from 4 exons. Bases 78 to 413 code for a protein of 111 amino acids.